AUGGCCAAGAGGGCUUUACUUUGUUUUAGCCUGUUGCUGUUGGCUGAGGAGCUAGUGACGUUUAGAUUUGAAGUGGAACUAAUUAAACAGCUCAGCCUGAAGGACAAAAGCCCCAACUGCCUGGUGUCCCCUUUUCAGGUGGCCCAAUCCCUGUCCUUUUUGUACCUUGGAAAGGAUGGUCGAAAGGACUACACACUGGCCAAGGCCCUGCAAAUAGUCGGACGGGGCCAUGACAAGAUCAUGUCCUAUUUUAGAGAAACCCAGCAAAAAGCCCUCGCCCAAAAUUUCGUGAUAGCGAAUAGAGUUUUUUUCAAAUCCGAUUUUAAAAUACCGAGUUAUAUGAAGAGUAUAAGUGAAAACAUUAGCGUGGAAGUGGAGAAUAUAAGUUUUGACAAUGCCACGAAAGCUGGUGCUGAAAUCAAAAAGUGGUUUUCAAAAGUGGUGGCCAAAAGCAGCAAACUCUUCGGCAAGGAUCAUUUGAAUAACAUCACCCAAAUGGUGGCCGUGCAGGGAUUAUCGGUGACUACAACGUGGAAGUAUCGUUUUAUAUCGCAGUCUAAGAGAACCUUUUUAAUCGAAAGGCCCGAAAUGAAGCCGCUCCAGCAAAAAGUAGCCAUGAUGUACACUUUGGCUAAAUUUGAGUCCUUCAACAACGAGGAGGUACAUGGUAUAUUCAUUCCAUUUUCCAAUACAGAUAUUGGCCUGCUCAUCCUGAUUCCCAAACAACAUAUCACCACCUUGAAUGUGAUCCAGCAAUUGGAAAAGUAUCUUUUGUUGAAAAUGAGAAAAGCCCAAGAAACGCAUUUCUUUCUUCCCAUGUUCAAUAUUCAGGAAAGUAUGGAUCUGAAUGGCAUUCUGGAGACAAUGGGAAUCAAGAAGAUUUUUAGUUCUUUAAAUAAUCCUAGUUCUUUGAAUAAUAAUCCUACAAAUGAAUCUAAAACGACGCAUUUUGAACAACUGAGCAUAUUUUCUGUGAAACCAAAUCGUUUAUUGUUGGAAUCUGAAUAUGCAAGCGAAGGCGACCAGAAAACCUUCGAGGUCAACCGACCAUUUGUGUUCGUUAUCAAGGAUCAGAGGACGAUUUACAUGGCUGGGCGCGUGGACUCCAUUGACGACCUGAACAAACGGCCUUAGUUGCUGGAAUUUUUGUCGGUUAAAUGUCGGUUGAAUUGUAAAUUAAAUUAGCUUGU
Molecule: messenger RNA, 1190 nt
Organism: Drosophila bipectinata
Lineage: Eukaryota; Metazoa; Arthropoda; Insecta; Diptera; Drosophilidae
Gene: Spn75F
Product: Serpin 75F
Molecular function (GO): serine-type endopeptidase inhibitor activity
Source: RefSeq, a predicted model, not a curated record